AGCUCCGAGUCCCUUUUUUCUAUAAAAAAAAAUUCUAGUUUCAAAAAUAUAUAGAAUUUAGUUAACGAAAUCGAACCAAGAAUAAUUUAACGAAAAAACUGCACGCCAAAUAACCACCCGAACAUCGGACAUAUCCAACGUUUUCUAUCUUUCAACAUUGCAAAUAUUUAAAAUCAUAUCAUUAUUCGCAAGAUUGCGUGUUCGAAACCUCUUCCUAGUUCUACAUGAAUCAUAUCAUCAAGCUAUCUCCAAUGAUUCAUCCUAUUUUUUAAAAUCACUAGAAGCAAAUUACAGUUGAAAGUUUAUGCUCAUCUUCAAUGGCGCUGCUGAGGUUGCUGCGACAAAAAAUUCCUCUUCGCUCACUUACCAUUAAUUCCUCUAACAGAUCUUUAAAUACAUUGGUAUUGGCUGAACAUGAGGGGGGCUCAGUCAAAGCAUCAUCAUUUAAUGCAGUCGCAGCUGCACAAGCAUUUGGCAAUGAGACCUCUGUUUCACUUUUAAUGGCUGGCUCUGGACCAUCCCUACAUGCUGCAGCUAAUCAGGCAGCUUCAAGUCAUCCAUUAAUCUCACAGGUGAGGAUAAAUUCAGAUAAAUUUGAACAUCCAUUAGCUGAACCCUGGGCAGAGUUGAUCCGACUAGUCCAGAAGAAGGGAUCUUAUUCACACAUAAUCACAGCGUCUACUUCGUUCGGAAAAAAUGUAAUCCCACGAGCUGCAGCUUUAUUGGAUGUUUCUCCUGUUACAGAUAUUAUCCAGAUUACUGGGAAUCAGACAUUUGUCAGGCCAAUUUAUGCUGGAAAUGCUCUUUCUACCAUCCGUUAUGUUGGAUCAGGUCCCUGCAUGAUGACAAUUAGGCCAACUUCAUUUCCAUUUUUAUCAGCCGAAUCAAAUUUUGAUAUAGCUCCAGUUUCAAAUAUUGAUGUCUCAACCCUAGAUUCAGAGCCCAUUGGGAGGUCCACUUGGUUGAAGCAAACAUCACAGGAUACUGAACGACCGGACUUGAGCAAUGCACGGAUUGUCGUCACUGGAGGUCGAGGACUAAAAAAUGCAGAAAAUUUUAAAAUGAUAGAAAAGCUUGCAGAUAAACUUGGCGCAGCAGUUGGUGCUACUAGAGCUGCUGUGGAUGCUGGAUAUGUUCCGAAUGAACUGCAGGUUGGUCAGACGGGGAAAAUUGUUGCACCAGAUCUGUAUAUUGCAUUUGGUGUGUCAGGAGCAAUCCAACAUCUUGCAGGCAUGAAAGACUCCAAAGUCAUUGUUGCUGUAAAUAAAGAUGCUGAUGCUCCUAUAUUUCAGGUUGCAGAUUAUGGGCUGGUUGCAGAUCUAUUUCAGGCAAUUCCAGAGCUCUUAGAAAAGAUUCCAGAAAAAAAUUGACUGCCAUAUCGUUAUCGCAUUGUUCAACAAUUUUUACUCUAUACUGAAACUUGCUACACAGAAGAGAACUUAUAUUCAUUCAGAAUUGAUGAGGGAAAUAAAAAUGUCCUAUUCACCAUGGGAUUUUUUACAAUAAUUUUUCAAAAAUAUUCAUUACUUGGUGAUUAAAAAAGAAGUAAUCUAAUAUAUAAAAAGAAAUAGUUUUAUUUCUUUUAAAGCAUUUAACAUUCA
This is a messenger RNA of Cryptomeria japonica (Japanese cedar), 1601 nucleotides long. RefSeq names its product electron transfer flavoprotein subunit alpha, mitochondrial. Bases 318 to 1370 code for a protein of 350 amino acids. Gene Ontology annotation, molecular function: electron transfer activity; flavin adenine dinucleotide binding. The record is from RefSeq and is a predicted model, not a curated record. The transcript is spliced from 8 exons. Gene Ontology annotation, cellular component: mitochondrion. NCBI's taxonomy places the organism in Eukaryota, Viridiplantae, Streptophyta, Pinopsida, Cupressales, Cupressaceae.